UCAACGGAACAAUUAAAGAUAUCAACAAAACAUUUAAAAUACCAAUCCUAAGAGGGCAACAAACUAACUUGCUAAAAGCAAAACUAACGCGGACAAAAACCGCACUAAAACUAUUAGCCCACAUUGCCACAAUUAGUCAUAAGCCCAAACAAAGCCAACAAAGCCAACAUAACCAAAACCCUAAAUCAACCCAUGAGCCUAAACAAACCCUACCACCACCACCUGAAGAAGAGCCGUUGCGGUCACACCCAUCACCGCAUCUGUAACAGAUUUGGGAAAAAUAUGAUUUUCAGUUAUCUGAGCGAACAAAUAAAUAAAAACAAUAACUUUGGCAAAGAACAAUUGAGUGAUUUGCAGCAACCUCCGUCAAAGAUGAUGUAAAAUCAAAUUUAAAGAACAUGAGUGACAUUAGGGAGCUGGUUUUGGGAGUAGGAUUUGAUUGAGAACAUAGACUAAGGAAUGAUGGGAACUUCAAUUUUAACCAUAACUUAGAAAAACCACCUCCCCCUCUGUGGAAUUUUCCUUUAUUCCUCGCAGCUACCCUCGCUCAUAAAAACACACCAAACUAAUCAAUUAUUGCUCCAAUAAUUCGACUGAAAAGACGUUUGAAGUUCCAACGUAAGCACACUGUCCUUUCCUUUUUUCCUUGCAUUCUUUCUUCCUUUCUUCGCAGUGUUCUUCUCACUAAGGAGGUUGAAGUUUCAGCAAACUUUCUCGCAGCUUCCCUCGCUCAUAAGAUGCUUUUCUUAUUAAAAUAAAAGAAACCAAGAGGCCAUUACCUUCCCAGCUCUUUGAUCAGCCUGUUUCGUUCUCAUGUAUGCAAUCAAAUAACCUGCAUUCAAUGACGUACGAUGUGUUUCUGAGUUUCAGAGGCGAGGACACGCGGUUCAACUUUACUGAUCAUCUGCACAGCAAUUUGACUCGGAAGGGAAUUAGAACCUUCAUAGAUGAUGGUCUUAAGAGAGGGGAAGAAAUAUCACCGGCGCUUCUCAGAGCAAUCAAAGAGUCGAAGAGUUCUGUCAUCAUAUUCUCCGAAAACUAUGCGUCUUCAAAAUGGUGUUUGGAUGAACUCGUCAAGAUUCUUGAAAGUAAAGAAUCAAGAGAACAAAUAGUUUGGCCUAUUUUUUACAAGGUGAAUCCGUCGGAUGUACGGAAUCAAAAGGGAAGUUUCGGUCAGGCAUUUGCUGACUAUGAAUGUGAGUUCAAAGAUGACAUGGAGAAGGUGCAAAGAUGGAGGAGAGCUCUUACGAAAGCGGCCAAUCUGUCCGGGUGGUGUUUCUCCAACGGGCAUGAAGCAAAAUUUAUCCACAACAUUGUUGAAGAGAUUUCAAUACAAGUAUUAAACCAUAAUUAUUUGAAUGUAGCGAAAUACCCAGUUGGAAUAGAGUCUCGUGUACACGAGAUAAGUAAGCUUUUGGGUGUUGGGGGAAACGAUGUUCGCAUGGUAGGGAUAUGGGGAACUGGUGGAAUAGGUAAGACAACAAUUGCUAAAGCUGUUUAUAAUUCCACUGCCCAUAUGUUUGAAGGUAGCUGUUUUCUAGAAGAUGUUAGAGAAAGAUCAAUGCCAUAUGGAGGCUUAGUCGAACUACAAAAUAUUAUUCUUUCUGAGAUUCUAGGGGUAAAAGAAGUAAAGGUGACCAAUGUUGACAAAGGAGUCAAUGUGAUAAAGAAAAUGUUGAAUGGUAGGAAGCUUCUCUUAGUUCUUGAUGAUGUGAAUCAAUUGGACCAAUUAAACAAAUUAGUUGGAAGAUCUGAUUGGUUUGGUACAGGCAGCAGAAUUGUACUAACGACAAGAGAUAAGCAUUUGCUAAUUGCACAUCAAGUCAAUCUAAUGUAUGAGGUUGAGAAGUUAGACCAUUAUGAAUCUUUGAAGCUUUUCACCAGCUGGAAUUCAUUUUCAAGAAAUGGACACUUAGAUGGUGAUUAUGUGAAACUUGCAAACCAGGUAGUAGACUAUGCUCAAGGUCUUCCAUUAGCUCUUAUGGUUUUAGGUUCACAUCUAUGUGGUAGAAGUAUUGAUCAAUGGAAAUGUGCAUUAGAUGGUUACAGAAGAGUGCCUAACCAGGAGAUUCAAGACAUUCUCAAAAUAAGUUAUAGUGCACUAGACGAUGCGGUGAAGGAAGUUUUCCUUGACAUUGCAUGUUUCUUUAAAGGUGUAGGCAAGGACUAUGUGAUUGAAAUACUAGAAGGUUGUGACCUAAACCCUAAGUAUGAUCUUGAAGUACUCGUGGAAAAGGCUCUUAUAAAUAUUACGGAAGAAGGCAGGAUUUGGAUGCAUGACUUGAUAGAAGAAAUGGGUAAAGAAGUAGUUCGCCAAGAGUCGCCAACUGAGCCUGGAAAGCGUAGUAGGUUGUGGUUUCACGAGGAUGUUGACCAUGUUUUAACUGAAAAUACAGGAACAGAUAAGAUCAAAGGUAUCAUGGUGAAGUUGCCUGCUGGCCUUGAGUCAGAUGAGAUAUGCUUGAAUGCUAAAAGCUUCUCAAAGAUGAAAAAUCUUCGAAUUCUUUUAAAUCGUAAUGCACGCUUAUCUGGAGAAGUUGAUUAUCUUCCCAAUGAGUUGCGGCUCCUCAGGUGGCCUGAAUAUCCAUUACAAUCUUUGCCAGCAAAUUUUAAUCCAAAGAAACUUGUUGGUCUUACUAUGCCUCGUAGCCGCAUUUUACAACUGGAUUUGGAAUUGAAGAGUUUGAAAUUUAUAAAUGUGGAGAACAGCAAAUUCCUGACAAAAACGCCUAACUUCUCUGGAGUCCCAAAUUUAGAGAAGUUGAAUCUAAACUAUUGUACAAGUUUAGUUGAGCUUCAUCCUUCUGUUGGAUUCCUUCAUAAGCUUGUUAAGUUGAGUCUUACCGGAUGCCGUAGUCUUACUCUGUUUCCAAGAAUUGUCAACUUGAAAUCUCUGCUGAAGUUGAAUCUUGAAGGCUGCAUAAGUCUUGAGAAUUUCCCUGAAAUUAUGGGAAAGAUGGAAUCUUUGACAUACCUGGAUCUAUCGAAGACUUCCAUCAAAGAAUUGCCUUCAUCAUCAAUUCGACAUUUUACUAGUCUCAAGACGUUGUAUCUAACCGGAUGUGAAAAGCUUACAAAUCUUCCAUGCAGCAUUUAUGAAUUGCAGCAUCUAGUGGAAAUUUCUUUGAGUAAAUGCUCAAAAUUGGUUACAUUUCCUAAAAUGGUGAAGUCUGAAGAUUCAAGGACUGCAGAAUCACUUGUGACUCUUCACAGAGGCAAUUUAGUGUUUCCCAAGCUAUCUAAAUUCAAUGUGGGGGGAUCUAAUCUUUCAGAAAUUACCAAUUUUCUUUUGACUCUUGAUUGCUUGGCCACAUUAACAAGACUUGAUCUAUCAGGGAGCAAUUUCAUUAGUCUUCCCGCAUGCAUUAUUAACUUUGUCAACUUGCAUGAACUUCGGUUGGUUGGUUGCAAGAGACUUAGAGAAAUUCCGGAUCUUCCACAAGAAAUGGAAGUUUUAGAUGUGAGUGAUUGUGUAUCAUUGGAAAGAGUUUCAAAUUUGUCCAACAUUUUGGAACGUAAAGAGUCUCAAAUGAUCUCUGAAAUGAACUUGACUAAAUGUUGGAGACUGCGUAACAAUCUGGUUCGCUUUGCAAAGAAGAAAAAUAUGUUCAUAAAUCAGGUCAAUCUCUUCUCUCUCUUUCUCUCGUCUCAGCAAUCUUAUGUCGAGGUUGUAUUUCCAGGAAGUGGAAUUCCAAAGUGGUUCAGUUGUUGUCAGGAUUUGAAGGAUCUUCGCGAAUGUGCAUUCUCCAUUAAAAUCCCUCAAAACUUCAAAUUUGAGAACAAAGGAUUGGCUGUCUGUGCUUUUCUUCAAAAAACCAAAAAUAGGUUCCAUUUUGAUACUAAGCCCAAACUUAACAUCAGGGAUUUUUCUGUUGAUAUUUACUUAGAUGAACGACGCACUGAUAAUACACAUUCUACAGGGAAAGAGUCAACUGUAGUAUGGCUGUGGUAUAUUCCAUUCUUUGUAAUAUUGUCGGUCAGGGAAUCCUUGUGGGAGUACGAAUGCAUGAAAGGAAGAGCGAAAAGCUCAUGGGUGAUGCCACCUUAUUUGCCUACACUUCGAGUUCAUUUUGUACGCAUUAGCAAAGCUGUGAAAAGCUGCGGAGUCCACCUAGUAAUGCCACCAGGAUGAAGACGUCAGUAUGGAGGCAUGGGUGCGUCCUUGAAGAUACCAGCAUACCAACUGAUCAAUCCUCCAAAGCGUAAGACCAGUAGCCUUGAAAUGUGAUUGGGAUGCUAAGGAUUUGCAUCCUUCUUACAAGAUGACAUUCUCAAGCCUGCGGGUAGAAUUCAAUGAUUAUUAUUUGUUAUUGUUUUUGUGUUAAUUCAACAUGAGGAUUUUGGUUUCCUUUCAAUCAAGUUUUGAAUGGUGGACAUUGUAGAAUG
Messenger RNA from Prunus persica (peach), 4386 nucleotides. RefSeq names its product TMV resistance protein N. The record is from RefSeq and is a predicted model, not a curated record. Lineage: Eukaryota; Viridiplantae; Streptophyta; Magnoliopsida; Rosales; Rosaceae. Gene Ontology annotation, molecular function: ADP binding. The coding region runs from base 818 to 4132 and encodes 1104 amino acids. Gene Ontology annotation, biological process: defense response; signal transduction. The transcript has 4 exons.